Messenger RNA from Eriocheir sinensis (Chinese mitten crab), 2446 nucleotides. Its product is annotated as bone morphogenetic protein 2-like. Gene Ontology annotation, molecular function: growth factor activity; cytokine activity. Lineage: Eukaryota; Metazoa; Arthropoda; Malacostraca; Decapoda; Varunidae. The record is from RefSeq and is a predicted model, not a curated record. The coding region runs from base 1212 to 2426 and encodes 404 amino acids. Gene Ontology annotation, biological process: BMP signaling pathway; SMAD protein signal transduction. Gene Ontology annotation, cellular component: extracellular region. The transcript is spliced from 3 exons.
UCCAGUUAGUCAAGCAUCAGCCAGGAGCUCCGGCACCCACCUAUCCCCGCUCGUCACACCCAUUCGCCUACUGUUCCUUUACACAUAACCUAACAACAACGAUAUCAGGAACACAGAAGAUAUCAGUGCCCUUUUACGAACAAGUGAAAGUCGGUUGAGAGAAAUUCUUGAGGAGAGGUGCAGCCUGGCGUGUAAGUCACCAGGCCAGGGAGGCGACUGUGGCCCCAGCUGGGUGUCAUACUCUCACUCACCACUUAUCUUCUCCAACGCUUCCUUGUAUUCAUGCCGCCCCCACAGAUUCUUGUUGGAGCCUAAACUGUGUCUCAGCAUAACUUGUGACAUUCAGAACAUAAGUGAGGAAAAUGAAUACUAAGUUGCGUGUGUAGAAGUGUAACCACUGCCAGCUGUUACUACGGAGAGCAAUCAGUUCACCUGGAAGGCACACGGAACUUCGCCGUCACAUAAUUGCAAAUACUUGCCAAAAGGCGAAUAUAGUGAACUCGUUUUACAUUACAUUUCUUCGUUUGGAAAAAUAAGUAUCGGCUUAAUAUAUCAGCACUAUAAAAGAAGAGUCUUUCACUUAAGGGAUACCAUAGUGCCCGUCCAGGUGUGAGGUGAAGACUGGCGACCAGGUGCGACGCGUUGCCAUUCGCAAUACUCUAGUGACCUGUGCUCCUGUGCUUUGAGGAUACAACCUUUGUGACCGUGAAUACACACCUUACGUUGAGCUUCGCUGAGCCCCUCAAGUGUUUGUAUGAGACCCAAUCAAGGUGAGGUACUCUGUGUUCUAGAUUCCUUGUUAGUAGAGAGGUGGCUGCUGAGGUUUACAGUGAGUUUGGGUAUAAAGAACUAAUGUUCACCACAGAACGUAUCUUUACCUGUAGUGAUUGUGUAGGACCUGGCGCCUAGUCAUAGCCCAGGAAACUGUUUUGGAUACUAUGAUCAUCAGCCUCGGAAAGUGCGAGCAAAUCAACUAGUCAGCUGCCGAAGAAUACAAUCUUCCACCAGUUAUUGGGGGAGUGAACAGGUGCAGGACGCCUUGGCCUGGUGGUCGGCACCGUAACUCACCUCCCCAUGGUCCCCGAAGGGAUGUGAGUGAUGCUGUCUGAGUCUGACGACCACCUCACUCCCACCGUGCGCCCGCACGACUCACAGGGUGCUACGCUUCCCGCCGACAACUCGCCUCAACUCGCAGGCAUACAGUUGGUAGCAUGAUGCUAUCGUCGUGGUGCUGGCGGGUGGCGGCGGUGUUGGUGUGGGUGGCAGCGGUGGCGGCGAUGUGGGACACAAGCAAACACUCAACCAACUCGGGCGACAAUUCUGUCGUUCAAAAGCUGGAGAGCUCCCUCCUCGCGUCCUUUGGCCUCAAGCGGCGGCCUAGUGCAAAAACGGACGUGGUGGUGCCACCCUAUAUGCUGGAGCUUUUCCGUCGACAACAGGAAGGUCAGAUCGAGGCUGAAAUGGCCCCGACCACCGAGGCUCUCAGCUCUACUCUGACCUCUGAAGCCUACAACACCGCUAGAAGCUUUACCCAUGAAGAGAGCGAGGCGGACGGACAGUACCCGACACACAAGAUGCGUCUGCGCUUCAAUCUCUCCAAGCUGCCCAAAGAAGAGAUCCUUCAAUCGGCGGAGCUGAGACUUUCGUACGUGAGGCACCCCUCUGCUCCAGAUCACGGACCAGAGGACAAAGACCUCAACACUAAGUUGCGGGGACGUGAACAGCGGCGGUGGACUUCCGGAGCUGCACCUUACCUAAAGCGUGUCAAGGUGUACGACGUGUUGCGCCGAGCCACCCGAAACUCCGAGCCAGCGCUGCGCAUGUUAGACACAGAAAUCAUUGAUGCUCGCCGUUCAGGAGUUCGGAGUCUGGAUGUCUCUGACGCUGUUCGUCGGUGGAUAGCUUUGCCUAACAGGAACUACGGUUUGCUUGUAGAAGUCGUACCCUUUAACAAGACCACGUCACUGGACGCAUCACAUGUACGGCUCAGAAGGUUUGCAGAAGAAGAGAGGUGGUCAGAACAGCAGCCCCUGCUUGUCGUUUACGCUAGUGAUGGAAAAGCAAAACUACGAACCAAAAGAGCAGCGGGAAACAAGCAUAAAAAGAUAAGAGAGACUUGUCGUAGACAUCGUCUUCAUGUUGAUUUCCGGCAAGUAGGUUGGGAUGACUGGAUUGUAGCUCCGUCGGGCUACGAUGCCUACUUCUGCAAAGGAGAGUGCCACUUUCCGCUUCAUGACUCCCUGAACACAACUAAUCAUGCUGUGGUGCAAACCUUAGUUAAUUCACGUUAUCCAGAUCGAGUGCCCAGGGCAUGUUGUGUCCCUACAGAACUUUCUCCCAUAUCAAUGCUCUACGUGGACGACGACAAAAAUUUCGUACUGAAGAACCACCAAGACAUGGUAGUGGAAGGCUGCGGGUGUCGGUGAGCAGCAAUAGGUACCCUCGA